ACAUAACACUCACGUAUUGGAAGUGCGACGGUAGACCAAAAAAUUCCUACCAACAAUAAAACGUACAAACAUCGAUUUUCCUGCAAUGAUAUCGAGAGAUGAACAAAUUGUUUUUUUUUUCAAUUUAAAAGCCCAAAUAAUGCAGAAAUGCUGAUGGUACUAUAAUCUGAAAAUGCAAAUAAAUUUUAUUUACAGGCUUAUCGUCCAUCAGAAUAAUUGGCAAAAGAGCAAUCGGAACUAUUAAAACUGUCAACGACUUCCAAUACAAGGCUAAAAACCGCUUUAGCCAAUGCCAAAAGGAUGUUAUGUGAUCAAUGAAUCCCAAGAACAGCUUCGGACACCAAUCAAGUAUACAUGGAAUACAUAGCAACUCCCACGAGUGAAAAAUCCAAAAUAUUCGCAAAAAUCCACAAAUUCUAAAUCAAAACAAAAAGUAUUAAACUAACUUGUGCAGAAUAUAUUCACAUACCUACGAUGUGGCACCACGGGACAUAGAUUCCUCCUCCAUAGCUACGUUUUAUUUCAUUUCAUUUUUAUUCCAAUGUUUUGACACAUUUCGCAAAUAAGAUGUUAAUAAAGUUUCAAUCUUGUCAAGACAUUUGACAUAAAUCGGAUUCAUUUUGAUGGCUAUGGGCUACUACGUAUUCUGGCUUGAUCAUUUUUCAAGCGACAAUCUUUCUGGAGAGAAUUCUUGAUUAAUGAAAUUGAUUAUUUUUAUCAUCGUUUUAAGGAGGCGAAAAAAAUCGACGAUAUUCUAUUAGAACAAUGAGAACAAAAAUGCAUUCAAUAUGGGUGGUGUUAUCGACUGAAUUGAUCAAAAACAGCACGCAAAUUUUCAUAAGUUGUCAAUCCGUAGCACGGAUUCGUUGUGCAUCUUUACAAUGCAAAUAUUGUUAUACACUUUGCGUGCAGCAGUGGCUGUAUUCGUUUUUAAUUAGGAUGAUCGUUCGAAAUUACAGUCUUGUUUUAUGUGUCAAGGUUUAAUUGAUUCGAAACUAUAUAAGCAUCGACCAGAUAAAAUUAUCAAAUCAGUUGCAAUUUGAUUUCUAGUGAGAACACUGUUAUAUAGACCAAAACGAAAACGAUGACUUCGAGUGAAAAAAAAUUACGUGUGUGUUUGCUGCAGUUUGCAGCGCAAGAGAAUGUGGCCAAAUCUAUGAUUCAUUUGGAAGAGUUGGUUGAAAAAGCCGUUAGUCAACAUCAACCCCAUAUCAUUGCAUUGCCCGAAUGCUUUGCCACCGAGUAUAAUUGCGAGGUUUCGUUCCUCGAAAGUGUAGCAGAAACAAUUAAGGAUGGUCAAAUCUGUCGCACCUUAUCCACAUUGUCCAAAAAGUUUGGCGUUUACAUAGUGGGUGGUUCAAUUGCUGAACGAGAUGGUGACAAAUUUUACAAUACAGCAACAGUUUGGAAUCGGAACGGGGAAUUGAUUGCACGUCACCGAAAAGUCCAUCUAUGUGACAUCCAUUAUGAGAACGGUGUCGACAUUGUUGAAGUGAAUCGAUUUUCGCCUGGAAACGAUAUGACCACAUUUGAAGUAAAUGGGAUUAAGUGCGGUGUUGCUAUUUGUUACGAUGGCUUUUUUGAAGAGUUCAUCAAAAUGUAUACGAAAGCUGGCUGUGAGGUGUUAUUUGUCCCGGCUGCUUAUGAGCGUAUUUCAGUUGGACCAAGGAGUUGGGAAAUUGUUCAUCGUGCUCGUGCAAGUGGAAAUCAAUUUUAUGUCGCUGCCAUAUCCCCCGCACGCGAUGAAAAACAUAAAUAUGUCAAUUACGGUUAUUCUAUGGUCGUUGAUCCGGACGGAAAUAUUCAGGCCAAAGCGGGAAUUGCUGAAGAAAUUCUCUUCUACGAAAUGGACCUAAAUAUUGUUCACAAUUUCCGCAAGGAGCUUCCAUUGUUUGCAUCAAGGAGAUUGGAUGUUUACAAUAAAAUGGAAUUACGAGUGUGUUUGCUGCAGUUUGCUUCGCAAGAAAAUGUAGCCAAGUCUAUGAUCCAUUUGAAAGAAAUGGUUGAGAGAGCUGUUAAUCAACAUCAACCCCAUGUAAUUGCAUUGUCUGAAAACUUUGCCACUGAGUGCAUUACUGACGUUCCAUUCCUCGAAAGUGUAGCAGAAACCAUUGAGGAUGGCCAAAUCUGUCGCACUUUCUCCACAUUGUCCAAAAAGUUUGGCGUUUACAUAGUGGGUGGUUCAAUUGUUGAACGAGACGGUGACAAAAUGUACAAUACAUCGACUGUUUGGAAUCCAAACGGUGAACUGAUUGCACGUCAUCGAAAGGUCCAUUUGUGUGACAUUCAUUAUGAGAACGGAGUCGACAUUGUUGAAGUGAAUCGAUUUUCGCCCGGGAACGAUAUGACCACAUUUGAAGUGAAUGGAAUUAAGUGCGGUGUUGCAAUUUGUUACGAUGGCUUUUUUGAAGAGUUCAUCAAAAUGUAUGCGAAAGCUGGCUGUGAGGUGUUAUUUAUCCCAGCGGCUUAUGAGCGUAUUUCAAUUGGACCAAGAAGUUGGGAAAUUGUUCAUCGUGCUCGCGCAAGUGAAAAUCAAUUUUAUGUGGCUGCCAUAUCCUCCGCACGUGAUGAGAAACACAAUUAUGUGAUUUAUGGCCAUUCUAUGGUUGUCGAUCCAAAUGGGGAUAUUCAGGCCAAAGCAGGAAUUGCUGAAGAAAUUCUCUUCUAUGAAAUGGACUUGAAUGUUGUUCACACAGUUCGUAAGGAGCUUCCACUGUUUGCAUCAAGGAGAUUGGACGUUUACAAAAAACAAGAUUGAUUGUUCUUUUUAUCGCUUCAAUUGAAUGAGUUUUGAUAUGAUAAUGUGUUUUGGUAAACAAUUCACAAUUUCUCUGAUAAAGAAUUUUAAUAAAAAAUACAUAAUCGCACUCAAAAAA
Sitodiplosis mosellana (orange wheat blossom midge) is the source of this 2876-nucleotide messenger RNA. RefSeq lists its product as uncharacterized. The coding region runs from base 1085 to 2758 and encodes 557 amino acids. Lineage: Eukaryota; Metazoa; Arthropoda; Insecta; Diptera; Cecidomyiidae. Gene Ontology annotation, molecular function: omega-amidase activity. The record is from RefSeq and is a predicted model, not a curated record. The transcript is spliced from 11 exons. Gene Ontology annotation, biological process: oxaloacetate metabolic process; L-glutamine metabolic process. Gene Ontology annotation, cellular component: mitochondrion.